Cooperia oncophora is the source of this 405-nucleotide messenger RNA. The record is from the annotation of a GenBank genome assembly. NCBI's taxonomy places the organism in Eukaryota, Metazoa, Nematoda, Chromadorea, Rhabditida, Trichostrongylidae.
AUGGUAGACCGCUACUCUCCCAUCGUUGCUGCUUGCCUCAAAGACACAUCAACCCUGGUCCGCCAACAAAUAUUGGACUCCCUUACGUCACUAAUCAAAGAGCAGUUCAUAAGAUGGGAAGGACAGAUCAUGUAUCGUUUUGUGUCCGCAAUACUCGACGAGAACAAGUCUAUCAGGGAAUAUGCAAUGUUUUGUUUGCGAGAUGUGUUGCUGCUUCAGUUCCCAGAGUUGUUCUCGGGUCAUUUCAUCGAGUGCCUUAUGUAUUUCAACAAUGUGCCAGUGAGCUGCGAACGGGAUGCUGUGCACGAAGUAGUUGAUACAAAUCAACGUCUUUCACUCAACGGUCCUGAAAACGAAGAAAGUAGAAUGACUAUCUAUAAAUUCAUGGUAUGCGUUAUUGUAUGA